UUUGAAUGGGCGGUAUUUGCAAGCGCCCAGCUGAUUCAGCGCGCUCAAAUAGGGCCCCGCAGCGACGUCACGCCGAUAUCUCAGACAUAGCGCACUGACCCACAACUUACAAGCACAAUGAAAGAAGACUGCAAGACUGACAAAGGCCCGCCCCCGCCAUAUCAGACUCCAACCCAUCGUCCACCUCCUUCAGGCAUUCGAAUCCCGCUGCAGUUAAACUCUACCUUCCCUAAUCUCACACACACUAAAGCACCCCCAUGCUACGAUGCAGACGGUGUUUCUCCCGUCUUCCUCGGAUCCGCGAUCUUCCAACGCUCUGUCCAUCCAUGCAAGAUUGCGCCUCAUCUUCCAAAUCCCUGCCGUGUGCCAUAUGGUUCUGCUGAGGUAGAGCAUCAUGGGCGGUACGACCUUCUGCCAUUUGACCCGGAGACCAUGGAAUGGGUCCGUACGAGUCUUGGUCGUAUUCCUCAUAAUCGGGAUCCUGUUGCUGGAGGUUAUGAAGAGAGUGGGCAGCAUCUGUAUCAUGCAAUGGGUUGCGUGGACAGUGGGACCUGGGUUCCUGGUAAGACAGGAGAACAUCUUGGGGGAUGCCAUGUCGCAUUUGGUGGUGGAGAGGAGAUCAUCAGAAAUGACUACGAAAUAUUGUAAGUCUAACGGCUUAUCUCACCCGGUGAUAUUGAUGUAACGAAAUGCAGGUGCUGGAGGAGUGGAUAUCUCAAGGGAAUGAAAUAGAUUGCUUGUAUCGAUACGGAGUGUGUGCUCCGUUCCAUAUUACCUUGAUAAUUUAACUUUGCAGCAAAAUUUGU
Suillus subalutaceus is the source of this 806-nucleotide messenger RNA. RefSeq lists its product as uncharacterized. Bases 118 to 648 code for a protein of 176 amino acids. Lineage: Eukaryota; Fungi; Basidiomycota; Agaricomycetes; Boletales; Suillaceae. The transcript is spliced from 2 exons. The record is from RefSeq and is a predicted model, not a curated record.